CUGUUUGCUGUUUUGAACUCCGUGACAGAAUUCAUAAAUGGCUGAGGAGGUUUUAAUUCCAUCGUCAGGGCUAGUCACAUCGCACCUGACCAGUUCUCUGUUGGCAGUAGCAUUCCUAACCUCCUUUGGGAGCUCCAUGCUUUAUGGCUACAAUCUGGCCGUGGUCAACUCCCCUGCUGUGUACAUAAAGGACUUCUACAACAAGACAGUGGUGAGUCGUAAUGGAACAGGCCUCAGUGGAGAGACCCUGACCCUCAUGUACUCUCUCACUGUGUCUGUCUUCGCGAUUGGAGGUCUGCUGGGUUCCCUCAUUGUGGGCAUGCUGGUCACUCGCUUUGGCAGGAAAGGCACAGUGAUAAACACGACUGUGCUGGUGUUUAUUGCUGGCUCAUUCAUGGGCUUCAGCAGGAUAUGUGGUUCACCUGAGAUGGUCAUCUUUGGCCGCUUCAUCACGGGCAUUCACUCAGGCAUCUCUUUGAGUGUCGUACCAAUGUACUUAGGUGAGAUAGCACCUAAGAACCUGAGGGGCUUCCUCGGUCUUGUGCCCAGUAUCUUUAUUGGCACUGGGGUCUUUGCUGCCCAAAUCCUUGGCCUGCACGAGCUCCUAGGAAAGGAGGAGCACUGGCCCCUCUUCCUCUCAGUGGUGGUGGUACCCACUUUCAUCCAGUUGAUGCUGUUGCCAUGGUUCCCAGAGAGUCCUAGGUACCUGCUGAUUGAGAAGCACAACGUCCACGCCACCAUCACAGCUCUAAAGUGGUACAGAGCCAAGUGUAACAUCCAGGCUGAGAUUGAGGAGAUGCAGGAGGAGCAGCGCUCCUUGUCGUCAGUGGAAACGCUGUCAGUAUGGAAACUGUUACUGGAUGACACAGUGCGCUGGCAAGUGCUGAGUGUGGUGGUCAUCAACAUCGGCAUGCAACUGUCCGGCAUCGAUGCUAUUUGGUUCUAUACCAAUGACAUCUUUAAGAAUGCAGGUAUUCCAGCUCCAGAGAUCCAGUAUACCACAGCAGGAACAGGAAUUAUAGAGAUCAUCGCUGGACUCAUUGGGUGUUUCACCAUAGAGAAGCUGGGCAGGAGGCCUCUCAUGAUUGGAGGCUUUGCCAUGAUGGGCAUCUGCAGUACUGGAAUCACAUUAGCCCUCCUUUUACAGGCUCACUUAUCAUUCAUGCGCUACAUCAGUGUCUGCUGUGUGGUCGGCAUCAUUGCUGGCUUCUGUAUCGGACCAGCGGGUGUCCCUUUCCUGAUUACAGCAGAGCUGUUUAAACAGUCCCACCGUCCAGCAGCUUACAUCAUAGGAGGGUCACUUAACUGGCUGUCUAAUUUCACUGUGGGCUUCGUCUUCCCAUUUUUACAGAUGUCAGCAGGGGCUUACUGCUACUUGGUUUUUGCCACCAUUUGCGUGUUUGUCGCUGUCUACGUCUAUAUCGUGAUCCCAGAGACCAAAAACAAGACCUUCAUGGAGAUCAGCCGGAUGUUCUCUAAGAAGGAGGCGGUCCUCGAGACCCAGGGUCUGAUUCAUGUUGAUCAGCUGAAGCUGAAGAAGAUGAAUGGCUACGGUGGUGUGGAACAUGCUUCACUGGAGUUUGACAGCUCUUCUUCAGUACCUUAACUGAGCUUCAGCUUCUCACUGAGAUGACAAAACCCUUGAUUACUUUGAUAUGUACCCUUUAACUAAACGACACCUAACCUGUAUUUAGAGGGUUCUAAUUUAGUGAAGCUGGACUCCCCACUUGGACCACAAUCAAGUGGAAAUAUGGUUAAAUAAACAGUGUUGUAUGCUGCCCUGGUAUUUGCAACUUCUUCUAUCAACUUAAUGCAUCUAUUUAUACCUUUUUUUUUUCUUUUUUUUAAAAAUCCAGUUUUUUGCUUCAUUGGUUCGGCCAUUUCCCACCCAAAGUACAAUGUAUGAAUCAAUGUGAUAGCUGCAAUCUGGGACAUGUUAAAAUCCCUAGAAAGAAGUAUGACAAGACAAGAAACAUAAGCAGUCAAACCACUCAGCAGGUUAAAAACAGACCUGACAAACAUAUUUGGAGAGAAAAUCCAUCACAAUUUAUAGACCCACAUCUCACUUCAUCUGUACUGUACCAACGGUAGUUUAGUUUUUCUAAAAAAGGGGGAUUGUUAGUUACAUUUCAGGUGCCAUUAUUUUCAACUUGUCUUCUAAGUAAAAUGAAUAAACUGUGAGAUAGUUUGUUUUCAUCAAGUGUCACCAUGUCACUGUUCACAGAUCUCAGUCAUAAUUAUUUUGGUGGAUACAAUGUUAUUGAAAUAGUUAGGAAUAAUUGACAAGACUACAAAAAGUUUCAUGCCAGUUUAUUAUUAUUAUUGUUGUUGUUAUUAUUAUUAUUAUUAUUGAAUAAUGGACUGUUUAGUGACGAGUAAAACCAUUUGCAAUAUAAAAACAUAUCUUCAAGCAUCAGAUGGGGAUAACCACUCAUGCUAUGUAAGCACAAUGAAGACUGGGGACAUCGUCUUUCUACAUAGCUUGCUAACAAUAUUCUUGGGGGGGAAAAAAAAGAAGAAGCAAAGGUGGCAACUGGAAUGCAUGAGACUGAAACAGCUGUAGAGGCUGCUAGAAGUUAAGGUACAGAAAUAACAAAUCUUAUAUUGACAUAUUUCUUUGAUCAUCAUUAAAAAAUGUUACAUGCUUUAA
This is a messenger RNA of Stegastes partitus (bicolor damselfish), 2650 nucleotides long. RefSeq names its product solute carrier family 2 member 15a (gene slc2a15a). The transcript has 12 exons. Bases 38 to 1606 code for a protein of 522 amino acids. Gene Ontology annotation, cellular component: plasma membrane. Gene Ontology annotation, biological process: dehydroascorbic acid transport. The record is from RefSeq and is a predicted model, not a curated record. Lineage: Eukaryota; Metazoa; Chordata; Actinopteri; Pomacentridae. Gene Ontology annotation, molecular function: D-glucose transmembrane transporter activity.